Magnolia sinica is the source of this 3036-nucleotide messenger RNA. Its product is annotated as isoamylase 3, chloroplastic. Gene Ontology annotation, biological process: carbohydrate metabolic process. Gene Ontology annotation, molecular function: hydrolase activity, hydrolyzing O-glycosyl compounds. The record is from RefSeq and is a predicted model, not a curated record. Bases 577 to 2676 code for a protein of 699 amino acids. Lineage: Eukaryota; Viridiplantae; Streptophyta; Magnoliopsida; Magnoliales; Magnoliaceae. The transcript has 23 exons.
AACUGUUUUCGUAGACACCGCUCACGUGAAAAUAAAAAGAAGCGCGCUCCUAGGCCGCUCUCGAACCCCGUGAAGUGAGAAGAAAAAGAUCUGAUUCCUACAAAAGUAGGAGAUGACAGAAAAAGGCCCUUUUACCUGAAGAUUUCAAUCCCAAGCUUCCAGAAAAAGUCUUCCCUUUUUCAACAUAUAUCGCUCUCUCCCUUUUAGAUUCGCAAGCUUGCAUGGAUGCUGUGCUUUUCCCGCCAAGCGGAAUAACAGAAAUGAUGCUUCACUCUCCUUUCUGCGACUCGAAAGGCAAGGUUCUUCCUCUUCUCGCCUCGCCUGCUUCCUCCAAUCGUAGUCGCCCUACUUCCAGCAUGGGAUUAAGAUCAAGCAGUACUGGUAGCGCAAGCAAUGGACAAAGAUGUAUCAAUAAGGCAUGACUCAUCUUAUUAUGAUAGGAAUGCAUGUGAGGAAUUGUUUUAUUUAUCUUCUGUUCUCAAAUCAAGGGAUUGAUUGAUUCUGGCUUAGGUUAGACACGGUAAACCUGUCAAACACAAGGCCACAAAUGUUUACGGUCAUCGGUCUCAAGAAACUAUGAUGGAGGAAGAGAUCUCCCAAAUAUCUGAAAUCAGCCCAUCAGUGAAAGUUUCUCCUGGCCAGUCUUUUCCACUUGGAGCUUCAGAAUUGGAGAAUGGGAUCAACUUUGCUAUUUUCUCACAACAUGCUUCAUUGGUUACGCUUUGCUUGUCUGUUCCAGAGAGGGGAAAAAUUCAGGAUGUAGAUGCUGCAAUGGUGGAGAUCAAGCUGGAUCCCAGGAUUAACAAGACAGGUGACAUAUGGCAUAUUUGUGUGGAGGAUUUGCCUCGAUCUGGUGUUCUGUAUGGCUAUCGUAUUGAUGGUCCUCAAGGAUGGCAGCAGGGACAUCGGUUUGACAGCGGUAUUAUUCUUCUAGAUCCUUACGCUAAGCUAGUGGAGGGUCGCAGAUAUUUUGGAGACACCAUAAAAAAAAUGUCUAAGUUUCUUGGAACUUAUGAUUUUACUGCCUUGCCUUUUGAUUGGGGUACUGAUUACAAGUUUCCAGAUAUACCUGAGAAGGAUCUUGUUAUAUACGAAAUGAAUGUCCGUGCCUUUACUGCUGAUGAAUCAAGUGGACUUGAUCCAGACAUUCGUGGCAGCUAUCUUGGUGUAAUUGACAAGAUCCCACAUCUGUUGGAGCUCGGCAUCAAUGCUGUGGAACUGUUGCCAGUUUUUGAGUUUGAUGAAUUUGAAUUUCAGAGACAUCCAAAUCCCAGAGAUCACUUGAUCAAUACAUGGGGUUAUUCUACCAUAAAUUUCUUUGCUCCCAUGAGCCGCUAUGCUAGUUCUGGUGGAGGACCUGUAGCUGCUUCCCUAGAGUUUAAACAAAUGGUGAAAGCCUUGCAUAAUGCUGGAAUUGAGGUCAUUUUGGAUGUGGUCUAUAACCAUACUAAUGAAGCUGAUGAUAAUCAUCCUUAUACCACUUCUUUUCGUGGCGUAGACAAUAAGGUUUAUUACAUGCUUGAAGUUGACAACAAUUCUCAAUUGCUUAAUUUCUCAGGAUGUGGAAACACAUUGAACUGCAACCAUCCCGUGGUCAUGGAACUUAUACUUGAUAGUUUGAGACACUGGGUCCUGGAGUAUCAUGUGGAUGGAUUUCGCUUUGACCUUGCAAGUGUUCUUUGUCGAGGAACUAAUGGAGCUCCACUUAAUGCACCUCCGCUUGUUAAGGCAAUAGCCAAGGAUGCUGUUUUAUCACGUUGCAAAAUUAUUGCAGAACCUUGGGACUGUGGAGGACUUUACCUUGUGGGAAGAUUCCCAAAUUGGGACAGGUGGGCUGAAUGGAAUGGGAAGUACCGUGAUGACAUCAGAAGCUUCGUAAAGGGCGACUCUGGCAUGAAGGGAAGCUUUGCAACACGUGUAGCUGGAUCUUCUGAUCUAUACCAAGUAAACAAGCGCAAGCCAUACCAUGGUAUUAAUUUUGUCAUUGCGCACGAUGGAUUUACUUUAUAUGACCUUGUUUCAUACAAUUUCAAGCACAAUGAUGCUAAUGGAGAAGGUGGUAGAGAUGGCAGCAAUGAUAAUUUUAGUUGGAACUGCGGUCAUGAAGGUGAAACUUCUGAUCCUAACAUCAAGUCUCUUCGUACACGUCAGAUGAAAAAUUUCCAUUUGGCCCUAAUGAUCUCGCAGGGAACACCAAUGAUGCUAAUGGGAGAUGAGUAUGCCCAUACUCGUCAUGGAAACAACAAUAGUUAUGGGCAUGAUACUGCCAUUAACCACUUCCAAUGGGAGCAGUUGGAGGCGAAAAAAGAUAGUCACUUCAGAUUUUUCUCGGAGAUGAUAAAGUUCCGCAUGAGGCAUCCAACAUUUGGACGUGACAAAUUUCUUGGCAAAGGUGAUAUUACCUGGCACGAGGAUAACUGGGACAACUAUGAGAGCAGAUUCCUUGCAUUUACGCUUCAUGAUGCAAAUCUUGGAGACAUCUACUUGGCAUUCAAUGCACAUGACUAUUUUGUUAAAGCUGCAAUACCCUCACCACCUCAUAAGAGGCAAUGGUACCGAGUGGUAGACACUAAUCUCAAAUCUCCUGAUGAUUUUGUUCCGGAUGGCGUGCCUGGCAUCAAAGGCACAUACAACAUCGCUCCAUAUGCUUCUAUACUUCUCGAAGCAAAACCUUGACACUAACAAGAAAAGUUGAUAAUCCAAAAUAAGGCUGAUUGCCAAAAGAUUGCAACUAUGCCAGUUUGGAUGGAGUGCCAAUCAUAAAAUGCUCCGAAUGCGGAUAUGAAUAUUCCAAGGAGUGUAAGAUUCUUUUCUAGUCUUUAAUCAUAUUUCUGUCUGAAGUAACAGAACUUUCUUGGAUAGUACCAGUCCGCUCCUUUGCUAGGCUGGUCAAUGUAAUGGCUUGUUAACAUCAAGUAUGUUAAGUGUUUUAGGAGUUGGUGCCAUUAUCGUUUAAAAAAAAAAAAAAAAACAAACUGCUUUAGAUAGUUUCAAAUUAUCAAUUGCAUUUCAGAUCUUAGGAGAAUCCGACUACAA